Zea mays is the source of this 787-nucleotide messenger RNA. RefSeq lists its product as uncharacterized. Lineage: Eukaryota; Viridiplantae; Streptophyta; Magnoliopsida; Poales; Poaceae. The coding region runs from base 184 to 477 and encodes 97 amino acids. The transcript is spliced from 2 exons. The record is from RefSeq and is marked validated.
GGCAGGCAGGCAGGCGGGGCAAAGGUAGUGCUAGUAGUACUAGUGCUUCGCGAGAGACCGAUCGGCUCCGGUCGGUCAGAUAUAAGCAAAGGCAGCGGCGGUGGCGGCGGCCAGCCGAGCCGUGCGCCGGCGGGUAGGCGGCGGCGCCACCACCAGCAGCAGCAGCAGAUCGGGACGCGCGUCAUGGCCUGGUGGCGCGCGAGGGUGGUCGCGUCCGUGCGCCGCGCCUGGCUCGCCGUCGCCGUCGCCGCCGCGCGCGCGCGCGUCCGCAAGGGCGAGUGUGGUGGCGUCCUGAGCCUCCACCGGGACGUGCAGACCUGCGGGUACCAGGACGUGCAGGUGAUGUGGAACAUGCUGAGCUCGGAGAAGGAGGCCGCGGCCGGCGCGCUGCCGAAGCCGCCGCGGCGGAAGCGACCGUCGUCGGUCUGGAGGCUGCCGCUCUGGCCCGUCCGGUCGCCCCGCGCCGCCCCGGGGUGAGGCGGCGGCAGCAGCAGCAUCGCCGACGGAAUGGUACUCCUGGUUGGUUUCCCAUGGGCGAGUAGGAGGACAUCGUCCUGACCAUGGCACGUCGUCGUCCACCUCCCAGGCGAGGCCUACCAAGAUCGUGAGUGUGAGACUCCCAUCCCAGGCCUGAAUGGAUCGCGUGUAGGUAGUAUAAGGGCUUGCCGCUUUCCUGCCUACUGUACAGUUUGGUUUGGGUAUGUACAGCGCGCUACUCCUGUAUCCUAUAUAUGGCUUGUGCCAUCUGGUGCUUCAUUCUCAUAUGAAGUUCUGAGCUUAGGUUGCC